CUAUACAGAGGUAGACCAAAUACAUUACAAAAACGAGGUAGCAAAUCAUAAAUGAACACUCGAAAUCUGAUGACAUACGAUUCCGGCUUACAACGAUCCCGACUGAGAAUAAAAGCUACCCCGGACUGUAUCUUCCACCAUAGGGGGCGAGGGAGUUGUAGUAAGAACAACUGAACAAACGUUUACAAGAUCAUAACCAUGAAGGUGACAGUUGGAUUUGCUGUUGCUGCGUGCUGUGUCCUUGGAUAUUUUUGUGGUCAGUCAGAGGCGUUCGAGUGUUAUGUGUGUUCGUCUUUGCUCAGCAGUGACUGCGCUGACCCGUUCCUUUCGGGCUCUAAGGCGGACAAUUGUGCCAUGUGUGGUAAAAACAAGGCCAAGGCGGGAGACAAUGAAGUGGUAACCCGUACAUGUUUGCCCAUCGCCCUGGGGUUGUCACCUGGUUGCACAUCAAAUAACGCGGGAGGUACAAGCACCGACGACUGCUACUGUAACAGCGCCCUCUGCAACGCCUCAACACGCGCCUCCAUGACAACCGCCCUACUCUUUCUCAUGCCUGCAUUCCUUUCGUGCUUGAAGAAUUUAUAAGUGUGUGUUAUGUGAUAAUGUUUAGUUAGUUGAUACGACAUGAUUCUAUUCUAAUGUAGUUAUCUGUAUCCAUCACAAACAGUGUUUAUUGUGAAUCUAUGCUCAAAGCAAAGACGAUCAGAUUCUAUAAUUGAGCAUAGAUGUAUACAUAGGUUUAACAUAGAUUUAUAAAUCACAAAUUGUUUUUAAUGCAACUUUGUUUAUUCUGCAAAACCAUUUUGAAUUUUCUCGGAAGACUGUUUUUACAAAGGACUGAAAUGUUUGAAAUAUGAAGUAAAUUUUACAUUGAAAUAUUUUAUUUUCAAAAUAAGCUUUCUGGUAUUUUUUAAAGAUGUAUAUGAUAUCAAAAUGGAGUCCGUAACUUUCAAAUACAUCUUAUUUUUUAUCAAAGCUAUCGCAAUCCUAUUUCAGCUUAUGCUAAAAAACAUUAUUGAUUCUUACUUUUAGAAUAAAAUAAACGUGAAUACGUGCAGUUUAAAUGUUUUCUGACAGUAUGACAUUUCUGUUUUUGAAGGACAAAUAUCUUGUUUACAUUCAUUGAAUUACUGCAACAUGAUAUCGCUCGGUGAAUAAGAGUUGUAUUAGAUACAGAUAUUGAUAUAUUACAUUCGUAGUAUUAGCCUCUAUUUAGCGUUCUCUAAUGCUCUAUUCAACACAAACUAUUUGCAUUUAAAAAUGUUCUGCAAUACCAUAUGAAUCCGUCCAAAGAAUACAACAGGUGCCAAUUUACCCAUGCCGCAGUAAACAUAUGUCUUUAUGGAAAUAUGAUGAAACUGUUUUAUGAUGCAUAAUUUUAUGACGUUAAUAAAUUCAAUAAACAUUCUUAAUAAUA
Messenger RNA from Mya arenaria, 1417 nucleotides. RefSeq lists its product as uncharacterized. Gene Ontology annotation, biological process: regulation of synaptic transmission, cholinergic; positive regulation of voltage-gated potassium channel activity; sleep. The transcript has 3 exons. NCBI's taxonomy places the organism in Eukaryota, Metazoa, Mollusca, Bivalvia, Myida, Myidae. The record is from RefSeq and is a predicted model, not a curated record. Bases 199 to 585 code for a protein of 128 amino acids.